Cynoglossus semilaevis (tongue sole) is the source of this 4473-nucleotide messenger RNA. It is a transcript of the gene fhod3b, whose product is annotated as formin homology 2 domain containing 3b. Gene Ontology annotation, molecular function: actin filament binding. The coding region runs from base 1 to 4398 and encodes 1465 amino acids. The record is from RefSeq and is a predicted model, not a curated record. Gene Ontology annotation, cellular component: cytoplasm; cytoskeleton. Gene Ontology annotation, biological process: cardiac myofibril assembly; cortical actin cytoskeleton organization; sarcomere organization. The transcript has 24 exons. Lineage: Eukaryota; Metazoa; Chordata; Actinopteri; Pleuronectiformes; Cynoglossidae.
AUGCAUCAAAGGUACACCUGGCCCUGCAAAAACACUCAUAGUUCUUGGCAGAUCGACAACUUAGAAAAGCUCACCCCAGACCUAGAGGCUGGCAUGAGAAGGCUGCCGAUCUUCACAAAACUCUACAACUCAACUGGACGUGAACUCCGAAGAGCUCUCUUUUCUCUCAAGCAGAUUUUUCAGGAUGACAAAGACCUGGUGCACGAGUUCGUGGUUGCCGAAGGACUGACAUGUUUGAUCAAGGUUGGAGCAGAAGCCGAUCAGAACUACCAGAACUACAUCCUCAGGGCUCUUGGUCAGAUCAUGCUCUUCGUGGAUGGGAUGAACGGCCUCAUAUCUCACACUGAAACGGUCCAGUGGCUCUACACCCUGGUCGGAUCCAAGUUCCGUUUGGUGGUGAAGACAGCCUUAAAGCUCCUGCUGGUGUUUGUGGAGUACACAGAGUCGAAUGCUCUCCUGCUUAUAAAGGCUGUGAAUGUUGUUGAUGGCAAAAAAGGAACAAAAUCGUGGUCAAACGUGAUGGAGAUUCUUGAAGAGAAGGAUGGAGUGGAUACAGAGCUGUUGGUUUACGCAAUGACCCUCAUCAAUAAGACUUUGGCAGGUCUCCCAGACCAGGACUCCUACUACGACAUGGUGGACUGUCUAGAGGAACAGGCCAUCGAAGCCACUGCCCACAGACACAUAAGCAGAAAGGGCACAGACCUUGACCUUGUGGAGCAGUUCAACAUCUACGAGAUGACUCUACGCCAUGAGGAUGGUGAUGAAGAAGUCCAGCUUCCUCCCAGCAGCAGAAAGGAUCGCCGGCGGGCUAGCGUCGGUGGCACCAAUGAAAGACGGGGCCUGGAGAGAAGACGCAGCCGAAGACACUCACUCCAACACAACCGAGGCCACUCUUCUGCCCCAGCGUCUCCCAGCAGCCCACAUACUUCUACCAGCGGCUUCCUCCACCAGAAUGGUCAAAGUUUUGAAGACAUCAGUGAGAGUCCAACAGAAACAAACAACCCUCCCAUAUGUCACACAGAUAAAAGGCCCUGCUGGGCUGAAAGAAUUAGUGCCAAUGGCACUCCUUACCCAGGGCGACACCAGACCCCUACAUCACCAUCUCGUCGCUUCACUAACUCAGCAGCCUCUACCCCAGACAAACACGACAGACACACUGUGGGAGGUUUGUUAAGCUCAUCCUACAGACAACACCAAGAAUCACUGGCAGCAGAGCGAGAGCGCAGACGGCAAGAACGAGAGGAGCGUCUGCAGAGAAUCGAAAGAGAAGAGAGGAACCGCUUCAGUCGAGAUUACGUGGACAAAAGGGAAGAAGCCAGACAAGCCCGAGAGGAAAGGUACAAGGCUGCGGAGAGACUGGCUGCAGAGGAGUUUGAGCGGGAGCGACCCAAAGCACCCACGAGAGGACGAACAGAGAUCACGCUGUGUUUGAGUUCCAGCUCGGGCAGCCGCUCAGUGUCCCGCUGCGUAACCACCACUGCACAGGAAAGCACUGUAACCACUGCACACCAAACGUCAGGAACAGAACACAUCAAAGAAGCAAGCCUUGAACCUCCGACCAGAACCCAAAGUCCAGGGCCAGAGUUGACGGUCCCAGAAUCAUCCCCCACACCACAGACAGAGCCACAGAAACAGCAGACUGAGACAGAGUUGCAUGCCAAGACAGUAGACAGUGCUGAGUCUCAUCAGAAUGUAGUGUCAGAGCAGGAGUCGGGUGAACAGACAGAAAAGAAGGAAGAAAAGCCGGAGCAGGAGAAGCCUGAGGAGCAGAAAGAAUGCGGGGAUGAGGCGGCAGCAGCAGAAGAUGUGAAGAAAGUGGAGUUCACUGAUGUAGAAGAAUUAGGAGAGCGACAGGCAGAGGUGGAUGAGGAGCUGGAGGAAGAGUGUGACAAGAGUCAGACCGCAGAGAAGGAUGACGACAGCGUGCUGCUGAGUGAGAAGGAGAGACAGAACGAGGAGGUGAAUGAAAAGGAUAACUGUUCUGCGUCCAGCAUCUCCUCCACGAGCAGCACGUUGGAGAGGGAGGAGCGGGAGGAGAAGCUGAGCAGUGACAUUGACGCAGGCCAGUGGUCUCAGUGCAUUAAAGACACAGAUGUACACGACGAAUGCAACAACAUUCUGAACAGUAAGCGUUUCAUGCUGGACAUGCUUUAUGCUCAGACUACGACCAAUGAUGAAGAUGAAGAAAAGGCCGGAGAAACGGAGAAAGAAAGGUGUAAAUGUGAGAAGGAGUUGGAGGUCAGUGACUCUUCUGUGGCCAGUUUGGUCAGCAGGAUCUCCACACUGGAGGCCCACAGACAGGCAAGGGAGGAAAGUGUGAAGAAAAUGGAAGUGGGACAUCUGGACAACCAGGGCAGUGUCCGAGCAGUGGCGGAGAAGUUUGGAGACUUGGUCAAAGGGUUGACUCCUCUCCCAGAGGUGGAGGCCUCGAAAGAGCAGACUGAUAAAUCAUCUUCGAGUGCUGUGUCAUUAAGUUCAGCGCCGAAGAAAGAGUCAGAUCACAUCUGGGAUCAGCUGAUGGCUUCACCCAGAGAGCUGCGGAUCAAAGACAUGGACUUCACCGACCUGAGGGACGAGGACGACCUGGACAUUUUAGAUUUGGACAAUAUGAUGAGGCCAAGUGACCUCAUGCCACCACCUCCCCCGCCUCCGUGCAACAACGCCCUGCCACCACCCCCGCCACUGUUUGGGUGCCCCCCGCCUCCUCCUAUGCCCGGCAAAAUGAUGCCACCGCCCCCACCUUUCAUGGCCCCCAUGCCUCCGCCCUCACCUCAUCUCAGUCGAGGGGAGCCGCCACUCUUCCAGAAGAAGAAGAAGACCAUUCGUCUCUUCUGGAAUGAGGUGCGACCUGUGGACUGGCAGUGUAAGAGCCAUAAAUUCUGUAAAGAGUCCCUCUGGUCCAAACUGGAGCCAGUUAAACUGGACACGUCCAAGCUGGAGCAGCUGUUUGAGUCCAAGUCCAAGGAGCUGCCUGUUACAAGGAAAGCAGCAGUCGAUGGCAAACGACAAGAGAUCAUAGUCCUGGAUUCCAAACGCAGCAAUGCCAUCAACAUCGGUUUGACUGUCUUACCCCCGCCGCGCACCAUCAAGACUGCAAUCCUCAACUUCGAUGAGUACGCUCUGAAUAAGGAAGGAAUUGAGAAAAUCCUCACGAUGAUCCCCACAGAGGAAGAGAAGCAGAGGAUCCAGGAAGCUCAGCUGGUCAACCCUGAUAUCCCUCUGGGCAGCGCUGAACAGUUUCUUCUCACUCUGUCCUCCAUCACGGAGCUGUCCGCUCGCCUGCAGCUGUGGGCAUUCAAAAUGGAUUAUGAGUUUAUUGAGAAGGAAGUAGCAGAGCCUCUCCAGGACCUGAAGGAAGGAAUGGACCAGUUGGAGACAAACAAGACCCUGCGCCACAUCUUGACCACACUGUUGGCCAUUGGCAAUUUUCUCAACUGCACCAAUGCGAAGGGCUUUGAGCUGAGUUACUUGGAGAAAGUCCCAGAGGUGAAGGACACGGUUCACAAGCAGUCUCUGUUGCACCACACCUGCUCCAUCGUGGUGGAGAAGUUCCCUGACAGCACUGACCUCUACUCAGAGAUAGGAGCCGUCACACGCCUGACCAAGGUGGACUUUGACCAGCUCCAUGAUAAUCUGAUGGGUAUGGAGCGACGGUGCAAAGCAUCAUGGGACCACCUCAAGGUCAUCGCAAAACACGAGAUGAAACCGGCGCUGAAACAGAAGAUGUCUGACUUCCUUAAAGACUGUGCAGAGAGGAUUAUAAUUCUGAAGAUUGUACAUCGUCGAAUCAUUAACAGGUUCCAUGCCUUCUUGCUGUUCCUGGGCCAUCCCAUAUACACUGUGCGAGACGUCAGCAUUCAUCGAUUCAGCAAAAUCCUGAGCGAGUUUGCUCUGGAAUAUCGCACAACCAGAGAGCGUGUGCUGCAGCAGAAACAGAAGAGGGCCAACCACAGGGAGAGGAACAAGACUAGGGGAAAAAUGAUAACAGAUAGUGAGGAUGACGAUGAUAGUGAGAGUGGUAAAUUUGGUAGCCCCCCAGCAGAUGCACAGGACGGCCAGCCUCAGGGUAUCCAGUAUUCUGAAGAUGCAGCUGAACAUGAGAACAUGAAGGCUGUGUUAAAGAGCAACCUGCAAGGAGGAGAGGGCUGCACAUCCACGGUGCUGGGCCUGCGUACACGGACAAGAGCUACCAGUGCUAGAGGGCGUGUUUCUCCGUGGUGCUCAGCUAUUGAUGACCCAGUGAACUGUACGGAAGACACGGCUGAUGAGAUUAUGGAAAGGAUCGUUAGGUCAGCUACACAGGGGCCCAGCCAACGGACACAGCCUCGAGAAAGGAGACGAUCCCGGGUUAACCGAAAGUCAUGUGAGUUGUUCACUGCUAAAGAUAAAUUUUUCUGAAAAGUUUCUCUAAAUGCUCUCAUUUGAUGAGAAACAUGCAGACAAGAUAAUCUUUUGAAAAAAAAUUACCAAAAA